UCAAAGAAAUUGGCCUGUAAUUUUCUUUUUUGGUCUGAUUUAGGUAUCAGGUUAAUGCUAGCUUCAGUAGGGGUGUGACCAUUGGCGCUAACAGGUUGGAUGGAGAAUUCCAAAAUGGUGCCAGCCAGCACUGGUAUUAGCAAGGUAGCCUGAGAUCACAUAAAUGGCUCCUGCCAGUGACUCAGUCCCUGGGGGUGUGCCAACUGGUUCCUGCCCCUCCACCAGAUGCUUCAAGGCUAGUAGACUCCUGGGAGAGUUGGCUCUCAAGGUUCUGAUUUAGAUUCAUCAGCAGCUCCUAUAAACACUGUGGAUGUCACUAAUGAAAGCUCUUCAGAGUUGUUAUUUCACAGGGUUUCAUCUGUCCAUUAUGUAUGAAAAGAUGUAUAACUGCUAUUGAUUUGUCGGAGCAUUACCAGAAAGUGCACGCUGAAAAUGAGACAAGAGGACAGGAACUUCUUAAUGACUCCAGUGUUACUGGUUUCAUAUGUCCCCAGUGUAUGAAAUCUCUUGGAUCUGCUGAUGAACUUUUCAAACACUAUGAGGCAGUUCAUGAUGCUGGUAAUGAUUCAAGUCAUGGAGGAGAAGCUCUUGCUCUGAAGCGGUAUAGUAUAAUAGUUUCAAAAGUAGAUGACAUAACACUACUUAGACAAGAGGUCCAAGACCUACAAGCUUCACUUAAGGAAGAAAAAUGGUACUCAGAAGAAUUAAAGAAAGAAUUAGAAAAGUUUCAAGGGCUACAGCAGCAAGAGUCUAAACCUGAUGGAUUAGUAGCUGAUUCACCAGCAGAACUACAGUCUUUGGAACGACAAUUAGAAGAAGCUCAAACAGAAAAUUUUAAUAUUAAGCAAAUGAAAGACUUAUUUGAACAGAAAGCAGCCCAACUUGCCACUGAAAUUGCAGAUAUAAAGUCAAAAUAUGAUGAAGAAAAGAGUCUUCGAGAAGCUGCUGAACAAAAAGUGACACAUCUGACAGAACAAUUAAAUAAAGAGGCGACUGUAAUUCAAGAUCUGAAGACUGAACUGCUUCAGAGACCUGGUAUAGAAGAUGUUGCCGUGCUAAAGAAAGAACUGGUCCAAGUUCAAACGCUAAUGGAUAACAUGACCUUGGAACGUGAGAAAGAAUCUGAAAAACUCAAAGAUGAAUGCAAAAAGUUGCAAACAGAGUAUGCUAACUCAGAGGCCACAAUAAGCCAGCUGAGAAGUGAACUUGCCAAAGGCCCCCAGGAAGUUGCUGUUUAUGUGCAGGAACUACAGAAACUUAAAAGUUCAGUUAAUGAAUUAACACAAAAAAAUCAGGACUUGACUGAAAAGUUGCAGAACAAAGAACUGGACUAUACUCAGUUAGAGGAGAAACAUAAUGAAGAAUGUGUGAGUAAAAAGAAUAUACAAGCAAGCCUUCAUCAGAAAGACUUAGAUUAUCAACAGCUUCAGUCAAGGUUAUCUGCAUCUGAAACCUCUCUGCAGAGAAUACAGGCAGAACUAGGUGAAAAGGGAGAAGCUACUCAAAAGCUCAAGGAAGAACUGUCAGAAGUGGAGACCAAGUACCAGCAUCUUAAGGCAGAAUUUAAACAACUACAACAACAGAGAGAAGAAAAGGAACAGCAUGGGUUACAACUCCAAAGUGAAAUUAAUCAAUUACAUAGCAAGCUUCUGGAGACAGAGCGCCAGCUAGGGGAAGCUCAUGGUAGGCUGAAGGAACAGAGACAGCUUUCAAGUGAAAAGCUGAUGGAUAAAGAACAACAAGUGGCUGACCUACAACUCAAACUUUCUCGUUUGGAAGAAGAGUUGAAGGAAAAAGUAACAAAUUCCACAGAAUUGCAGCAUCAAUUAGAUAAAACAAAGCAACAGCAUCAAGAACAACAAGCUCUUCAGCAAAACACGACAGCAAAACUUCGAGAAGCUCAGAAUGAUUUGGAACAAGUACUACGUCAAAUUGGCGAUAAAGACCAAAAGAUCCAGAACCUUGAAGCCUUACUACAGAAGAGUAAAGAAAAUAUUUCUUUACUAGAAAAGGAAAGAGAAGAUCUUUAUGCAAAAAUUCAGGCUGGCGAAGGAGAGACUGCUGUUCUUAACCAGUUACAAGAAAAAAACCACACAUUACAGGAACAAGUGACUCAACUAACAGAGAAGCUAAAGAAUCAGUCAGAAAGCCAUAAACAAGCCCAGGAGAAUUUGCAUGAUCAGGUGCAAGAGCAGAAGGCACAUCUUAGAGCUGCACAAGACCGCGUCCUUUCCCUAGAAACCAGUGUGAGUGAAUUAAAUAGUCAAUUAAAUGAAAGCAAGGAGAAGGUCUCCCAGCUUGACAUACAGAUUAAAGCCAAAACUGAAUUAUUGCUAUCGGCAGAAGCAGCAAAAACUGCUCAAAGAGCAGAUCUUCAAAAUCAUUUGGACACAGCCCAAAAUGCAUUACAAGAUAAACAGCAGGAAUUAAAUAAGAUCACUACUCAGUUGGAUCAGGUCACUAUGAAAUUGCAGGAUAAGCAAGAACAUUGCAGUCAGCUGGAAAGUCAUCUUAAAGACUAUAAAGAGAAACACCUCUCUUUAGAACAGAAAACUGAAAAAUUAGAAGGUCAAAUUAAGAAACUAGAAGCUGAUGCUCUUGAAGUUAAAGCAAGCAAGGAGCAAGCUUUGCAGGAUCUACAACAGCAAAGACUGCUGAACGCAGAUUUAGAGCUUAGAGCCACAGAACUGAGUAAACAACUUGAAAUGGAGAAAGAAAUAGUAUCCAGUACAAAGUUCGACCUACAGAAGAAAUCUGAAGCCCUUGAAAAUACUAAGCAAAUGCUUACCAAGCAAGAGGAAGAAAAAAUGAUCCUUAAACAAGAAAUUGAAAGUUUAAGUCAAGAUGCAAAGAUGCAGCACCAGGAAUUGAAUAACAAAAUUCAAACAGCAGCAACAGAACUACAAAAAGUAAAGAUGGAGAAAGAAACUGUAAUGACAGAGCUUUUCACAGCAAAAGAAAAAUUAUCAAAACUUUCUGAUUCUUUGAAGAACUCCAAAAGUGAAUUUGAAAAAGAAAAUCAGAAAGGAAAAGCUGCUAUAUUAGAUUUGGAGAAAACUUGCAAAGAAUUAAAGCAUCAACUUCAAGUACAGACGGAAAGCACACAUAAGGAACAGAAUGAACUGAAAAAAUUACUUGAAAAAGAGAAGGAGACUUCUCAUCAGUUGAAGCUGGAGCUCAAUUCAAUGCAGGGACAAGUCACAAAGGCCCAGAAUACUUUAAAACAAAAGGAAAAAGAAGAACAGCAACUUCAGGGUAACAUAAAAGAGCUAAAGCAAUUGACUGAACAGAAGAAAAAGCAAAUUGAAGCACUCCAAGAAGAAGUUAAAGUUGCUGUUUCACAGAAGACAGAACUUGAGAAUAAACUACAGCAGCAGUCAACACAAGCUGCACAGGAACUUGCAGCAGAGAAAGAGAAAAUAUCAGUGUUACAAAGCACCUAUGAAAAAAGUCAGGAAAAUCUAAAACAGCUUCAGUCUGAUUUCUAUGGGAAGGAAUCUGAACUUCUUGCCACAAGGCAAGAUCUUAAGUCUGUAGAAGAGAAGCUUUCUCUAGCACAGGAGGACUUGAUUUCAAACAGAAAUCAAAUUGGAAACCAAAAUAAAUUGAUUGAAGAACUAAAGACUGCCAAGGCUACAUUGGAGCAAGAUUCAGCAAAGAAAGAACAGCAACUGAAGGAGCAGUGUAAAGCACUACAAGAUAUUCAGAAAGAAAAGUCGUUGAAAGAAAAAGAACUAGUAAAUGAAAAAUCUAAAUCGGCAGAGUUAGAGGAAAUUAAGUGUAGACAAGAAAAAGAAAUUGUUAAACUGAGUGAAGAACUCAAAUUGCACAAGCAAGAAAGCAUAAAGGAGGUAACAAAUCUCAAGGAUGCCAAACAGCUUUUGAUUCAGCAGAAAUUAGAGCUUCAAGGGAAAGUUGAUUCUUUGAAGGCAACCCUUGAACAGGAGAAGAAAAACCAGCAAAUGCUAAAAGAGCAGAUGAGAAAGGAAGAAGAUGAGCUGAAGAAGGAAUUUAUGGAGAAGGAAGCUAAACUGCAUUCCGAAAUAAAAGAAAAAGAAGUAGGAAUGAAGAAGCAUGAAGAAAACGAAGCCAAGUUUACCAUGCAGAUUACAGCAUUAAAUGAAAACUUGGGCACCGUAAAGAAGGAGUGGCAGUCCAACCAACGGCGAGUCGGCGAGCUCGAGAGACAGACAGAUGACUUACGGGGUGAAAUUGCAGUAUUGGAGGCAACAGUUCAGAAUAAUCAAGAUGAAAGAAGAGCACUACUAGAAAGGUGUCUUAAAGGAGAAGGGGAAAUAGAAAAACUUCAAACCAAAGUACUAGAAUUGCAGAGAAAGCUGGAUAACACAACAGCAGCAGUGCAGGAGCUGGGCAGAGAAAAUCAGUCCCUUCAAAUCAAACAUACACAAGCUUUGAAUAGAAAGUGGGCUGAAGACAAUGAAGUACAAAACUGUAUGGCCUGUGGGAAAGGCUUUUCAGUAACAGUGAGACGGCAUCACUGCAGACAAUGUGGAAAUAUCUUCUGUGCUGAGUGUUCAGCCAAAAAUGCCUUAACUCCUUCUUCCAAGAAGCCUGUUCGUGUCUGUGAUGCAUGUUUCAAUGACUUGCAAGGAUAAUGGAUUAUCACAACUUCAGAGUAAUACUACACUAACAUUAGAUUUUUAAUAAAUGCACUUAAUAGAGGUCUUGGACUACUACUAUUUGAUUUGGACAGUGGUUGCAAUACAAAACCAAAUUAGAAUUCGUAUAUUUUGGGAUGUUAUCAAGUAAAACUCUUCUAUUUUUGUGAGACUUGGGCUCAUCUUUCAUUACUUUUUUCCAUUUAACCUUGGAACAACGUUCAUACCAAGUUAAGAAUUAGUCAAUGAAAUGUAAAUAAACUUUGAAUGGAAAAUAGCAAUGUAUUUUUUUAAAUAUAAUUUCAUUGUUCACAAAUGACAUGAAUACUCUUCCAUAGCUUACUUUGUCUUUCUCCCAAAUUUGGUGUACAGAAAUGUACAUGGAUGUUACCAUAUCUAACACAUUAAUUAAAUAUUCACUUUGUGAAGUCACACAGAGAACUAUAAACUUUCUUUUUUCUUAUACUUAGGUCCAUAGCUCAGUUGCAUUGUUAUGAUAAAAAUUUACUAAAAUGUUCUAAAUACAGAUUAUGUUAAAAUAUGUAUUAACCAUUAAUUCAAACAUGGUUUUUAUUUUAACAAUAUUGAUAAAAUUCUCUUGGUUGUGUAGAUCAGGGUUAAUAUUUUUCUUUUUAUCUUUUUCUAUCUCAUUUUUAAACUCCCACAGUCUUAAGAAUCCUACAAAAUUCCCCACCCUCCCCCCAAAUUGGAAGGUAAAUAAAAGAAGAUGUAUAAUGAUUCUAUUUUGUUUCUUCUAAGUGGGAAGUUUUCUGACUUAAACCCUCGUUUUGUCUCUCCAGCAUCUUCAGGAAUCUGAAUUUGCUUUUUUAAUGGAUCUGCUUUUUUUCAAGGUAAUUUGGUUUAACAUUCCCAAGCAUAGCUCAGCUUCAUUGUAACUGUUUUGUAAUUUUGCAUCUUAAAGCUAGUAACUGAUAUUGCUACAGUCUUAUCUGUGAAAACAAAUACUAAAUGGUAAGGAGACAUUAAGUAUUCUGCUUGACUUAAUAGAGAAUUUUUUUUUAACGUUGUGAACUUAUUUUUAAUUUUAAAAGGUUCUGAGUUUGGGGUUCCAUAUCAACUGUAAAUACUUUACUUUGCAAAAAUAAUGCUAUGAAAUUAUCUUGAAAUAACAGUUGGGUAAUAGAGUAUUGCCAAAACCAAAUGUAUUUGGGAACCCCAAAAUUAUAAUCAGAACUGAAACAGAAUGGCUAAUUGAAAGUAAUUAAAAAUUAGCUUAUUUGUAUGCUGAACAAUGGAAUUGAACUUUAUCAUAGUCUUAUUAAUUUGGAAAAUUUGAAAACUUGUGAAAAGUCAUUAAUAUUGAUUCAUUACUGUCUCUAGAGAAGAAAUGUAAAGUUACAUAUUUGUUCAGUGCUAUCAUUUGGUAAUAGGGAAGGCUGGAAGCUUAUGUUUCAUUUACAGUUAACAGUUUAUAAUAUACACUUGCUUUCAACUAUCAUGCUGAAAUGAUUAUUUUCUACCUAUUACAUACAUACAUAAACUAAAAGAUUGCCAUAUAUUCAUUUAAUUAUUUAAAAAAAAAACCCAUUUAAGUAAAACUCUGUUGUCAGUAGCUACUAAGGACCCUGACUGAGUCCCUGGACUUGGAUAAAUACAUAUUCUUGAACAUACAGAAUGAAGAAAUACAAUGGCUCUUUAUUAAAAAUAAUAGUUGGAUAAUAGAAAUUGAGCUAAAAUUAUGCAAAUAGUCUUAAUUCUACACUUUUAUAUAUAAGUAACUUAAGUAUGUUGGAAAAACAUUCACAGCCCCACUGAUUAUUAUUUUUUUUAAGAUAAUGAAACUUCAUGAGAAUUCUUCGGGAUUAGAAUAUUGUUCAGUUCAUCUCCUGUCUUGUCCCUCCUGCCCUACAUAUUCACACAAAAAAUUGUGGGGACAACAAAUAAAACCAUGUUUGAGUAAUUUUCUACUUUUCAACUAGCUAAUCUCAUUUCAUAGGUCCUAAAUGAUUAGGCUACUAUACUAAUUAAAAAUGACACCUAAUAUUUUCCUGUUAAUCUCACCAACUUAAGGUGUUUGGGAAACAAAAAUUAAAGUUUUUCUUUAAAUGGUUCUGCAUUUUAGAUGUCUGCUGGUACUACUGUCAGUGAUUUGGAGCUGGUACAUACAUUCCAGCUCUCAUGGAAAGCAUACUGGCAUCUUACGUUAGUAAAUUCUAAACCCCAGCACAGAAAACGUGAGGUAAAAAUCGAGUCUUGCUGGGCUAGCAUACAAUAAACUACACAUACAGAUUGUUUUUUAAUAGAAGACAAAGCUGCUGGUAUAGGACUUAUUUUGAAGAAAAAAGAGGGAAACAAAAACACAAAAACCUCAAUGCAGUGUAUAAUUUUGUUCAACUACCUCUUAAUGUGGAAUUAGCUAGUUUAAUAGUUUCCUUACAGUAAUGUUAAAUAGUAACUCCCAAAUUUGUUAGUUCCCCAUCUCUCCUGAAAAGGCUUUAUGAUUAUUUUAUAGUUUUGGGAACUUCAGAGCCACUUUUUUUUUAAACUUGCAUUUGCACAAAAAUGUUUAGCUUUUAAGUGGAGAGCAAAUUAUGAUUAUAUAUUUUGAUAUUCAUGACCUAUUUGACUAUAGCAGUUUUUUUUAAUGCACUUUGGCUAUGAAACCAUGGAUGAUUUGAUCCAUAAGAUUUAAAUGUGCCAUCAAUUUAGUAUUCCUAGACAUGAGCUUGAUGAAUGGUAUUCUGUAAUAAUGUGCCACACAUUAUAGUGUCUUAAUUGCCCUUUGCCUGAAUUUUAAUGAUCAAUGUUAUUGUUGCAGAUGUGAAUACUGUGCAUAAACUUACUAAAUCUAUGUAAAAUUGUAUAAAAUAGAAUUGGAAAUAGCCAAGUUCUGUGUAGAAGUAAUGAAUUUAUUGUAACAUGAUGCAGUUGUGUAUAUGACAUCCUGUACUUGAACUGGAUCAUAUAUUCAUAGCUUCUGUAGAUACUUUUGCAUGAAUAUUUUGUUUAGUUUUUGGAUUCAUUUGUAUUGUUUACUACGUGUGAUCAUGUAGUUGUUGUGCCUUAUUGGUGAGAGAGUUUAGCUCAGUAAAUACUGUGGUUUCUAAACUCAGUGAGUGGAAGGUUAUUGAUUAUAAAUGUAACUGAUAAAUUACAUAACAUUUAAAUCUGUACAAAGAACAAUGGAAGGAUCCUCAUUGAAUUGUUGCUUUUGUUUUUUUUAAAUAUGUUAAAGAUAUUAAAAAUAAUUUCUUUCUAGUGGA
Messenger RNA from Vicugna pacos (alpaca), 7843 nucleotides. The record is from RefSeq and is a predicted model, not a curated record. NCBI's taxonomy places the organism in Eukaryota, Metazoa, Chordata, Mammalia, Artiodactyla, Camelidae.